Molecule: messenger RNA, 675 nt
Organism: Dermacentor albipictus
Lineage: Eukaryota; Metazoa; Arthropoda; Arachnida; Ixodida; Ixodidae
Product: putative sodium-dependent multivitamin transporter
Biological process (GO): transmembrane transport
Cellular component (GO): membrane
Molecular function (GO): transmembrane transporter activity
Source: RefSeq, a predicted model, not a curated record
AUGGUACACGCUUUUGAGUUCGUGAUCUUCACAAUCAUUGUAGGAGGGAACGUUGCUCUUGGCCUGUACUUCUCCUUCCGGCGGCGAGUCGGUCACGAUGGCGGCACCGAUGAAGUGUUUCUGGGCAAGCGUUCUCUGGCCAUGUUUCCCUUGGCUGUUUCAGUGCUGGCAUCAAUGAUGUCAGCGCUGGGCAUAGUGGGUUUCACGGCACAUUACUAUGCGUACGGCAUACAUAUGAUUUGGGCAACCUUACCUAUGCUGCUUAUCAUCCCGGUCAUCACAACAAUCAUAGUGCCAGUGUUCUACAAGCUGAAGAUUACAUCAGUAUUUGAAUACCACAGAAUGCGGUUUGGCAGCGCCAUUGCAGCUGCCACAUGCGCAUUGUACUUCUUUUUUGCGCAAAGCUUGGGGGCUCUAUGUAUUUACACGGCAUCACUGGCUGUUUCAACAGUGUUUCAUUUUCCUGUAACCUGGUGUAGCCUCGUGAUCGGCUUGACUGGCACUAUAUACACUGCAUUGGGUGGCCUACGAGGUGUGGUUUGGACGGACUGUGUACAAGCACUUGUUAUUGCGGCCGCUCCAGCGACUAUUGCAAUCAAAGUGCUGUGGGAUGCCAACAAGCGACAUCUAAGGCCAAUGACAUUCGAGGACUUUAAACCAUAUGUCUUUCAGUAA